GACACCUGAACUUGAGGCGGCCACCAGCCCUGCCCAUCACGAGCCCUUGCCGUGGGCGCACCGAGGCACCACUCAUGCCAGGACGCUGGUUUACGAAUUGCACAAAGAAGCCUCUGCUUGCUUCAAGUAGGUGCUGUCAAUUCUUAUAUAAGGCAGGAACUCUUUGCUCUUUCUCCACAAAUAAGAUUUUCGGCUUCUGCAGAUCAGGGUAGUUGGCGCCUAUUCCUUGCUUGGUUUCUAAAAUGGAAAAUCCAGUGAAGAAGGUUUUGCUUACAUCCAAUGGCGAUGAAAUUUCGCAGAACAUUGCUUACCAUUUGGUGAAUCGCGGUUGCAGGGUAGUUUUGAUGGGAGAGGAGAACUGCCUUCGGAAUGUCGCACAAGAGAUAUCGGCUUCUUUGAAGAGAAACGAUAAGAUAGAAGUGGUUGCUGUCGAUAUGGAGGACGAUAAGGAGGUUAGUUUUGAUCAAGCAGUGGAUAAAGCUUGGAGGAUUUUGGGAAAUUUUGAUGCUUUCGUCCAUUGUUAUACUUAUGAAGGAAAGAUGCAAGACUCUCUGCAUCUGGUUGAAGAUGAAUUCAAAAAGAUAGUGAAAAUAAAUUUCACGGCACCCUGGUUUUUAGCUAAGGCAGUUGAAAAAAGAAUGCGAGAUUUCAAAUCAGGAGGAUCAAUCAUAUUUCUGACCUCAAUUAUUGGAGCGGAGAGGGGUCUCUAUCAGGGAGCUACUGCUUAUGGUUCAUGUUUGGCUGGAGUCCAGCAGUUGGUUAGGCUGUCAGCACUGGAGAUGGGGAAAUACCAGAUCAGGGUCAAUGCUAUUGCCCGCGGCUUACACCUACAGGACGAGUAUCCAUUGUCAGUAGGGAAGGAGAAGGCAGAGAAAUUGUCGGAUAAGGUGAUGCCACUUUCCAGGUGGCUUGAUGUGAAGAACGAUCUUGCAUCAACUGUUAUUUAUUUGAUCAGUGAUGAGUCUCGCUAUAUGACUGGGACUACCAUCUUUGUUGAUGGGGCCCAGUCCCUUGUAAGGCCUCGGAUGCGAUCUUACAUGUGAUAUUAGGAUUCACUAGUAACAUAAAUUUUCUAUUACCCACCAGAAAGAACGAUCAACUUCUAUGUUUAUGUUUGGAUGUAUAUGUACUUCACAAGUAAUAGUGGAUGAAGACUCUUGCUUAUUUUAACCAUUGCAAAUGUAUCUGUGGGAGAUAAGAGUAUAAGACAGAUGGUUCACAGCGGCGCAACUCAAUAUAUAUCCAUUACAAUGGUGUAGACCUUGAGGGUCA
Nelumbo nucifera (sacred lotus) is the source of this 1272-nucleotide messenger RNA. RefSeq names its product NAD(P)-binding Rossmann-fold superfamily protein. The record is from RefSeq and is a predicted model, not a curated record. Lineage: Eukaryota; Viridiplantae; Streptophyta; Magnoliopsida; Proteales; Nelumbonaceae.